Messenger RNA from Rhagoletis zephyria (snowberry fruit fly), 1376 nucleotides. RefSeq lists its product as uncharacterized. Lineage: Eukaryota; Metazoa; Arthropoda; Insecta; Diptera; Tephritidae. Gene Ontology annotation, biological process: larval heart development; cell adhesion involved in heart morphogenesis. The record is from RefSeq and is a predicted model, not a curated record. Gene Ontology annotation, cellular component: extracellular matrix.
UAUAAAUGGUAUCCCAAGAAUUGUGAAUGUGCCUGGAUUUCGAAGCGACGAGGAGAACCACUAAGACCAAACAAGAUCUGCUAGUUUACUACCAGAACGCAAGGGGACUUAGAACUAAACUUAAAGAUUUUUUCACUAUAACAGCAAGUUGGCAGUGUGAUGUACUAUGUAUUUCGGAGUCUUGGUUGCAUCCGUCUAUUUUGGAUGGCGAAAUUGUUGAACAAUUAACAAUAAGCAACAAUCACCUGGAGCAAGUAUUCGUUAAAGUUAAAGGCCACGGUGGUGGUGAUAUCAUCAUAGGGUGUGUUUAUAUUCCACCAAAAUCACGUUCUGAUGUAUACUCCAGUCAUAUAGCUACCAUUUCUUAUCUUAGAAAUAAAUAUCCAAACAGCAGUCUUAUGAUAAUCGGUGAUUAUAAUCUUAAUAGUAGUCUACCACAAGUUGAGUGUGAGUCAAUAUUGUAUGAAAAAUUUCUUCUCUCUGGAUGCCUCCAGCAAAACAAUACCUACAAUGAGCACGGACGAAUGUUGGAUCUAUGCUUCAGCGAUUUAAACCUCUUGAUUAACAAGGCGGAUCCCAUUAUCCAGGAGGAUGCAUAUCACCCCGCGCUGGUGGUGCAACAUAAAUUCCGUGCAAAUCUGAAGCAAAAUGACGUUCCUACUUAUGUAUUUAAAAAGGCAGACUAUGCAGCGUUGAAUAGCUUCUUCCUGGGCGCAAACUGGAUAGACUUAUAUAAGCUGGAAAAUAUCGAUGACAAAUUGAGCUGGUUUUAUGAGAUUGUGUACUCGGGCAUUGCUCAAUUUGUCCCAAUAUUUGUUAAGAAGAAUAAUGAAUACCCUUGUUGGUUUUCAAAAAAGUUGAUUUACAAAAUUAAGCAAAAGAAAAUUGCACAUCAAAGGUAUAAGAAGCUAAAAACCCAAGCAAACUAUGCCGUAUUUAGUAGUUUAAGGUCCGAGUGUAAAGAGCUGAGUACAUCAUGCUACGAGAGUUACCUAGGAAAAGUAGAGAACGAUUUGAAAUGUGAUCCUAAUAGAUUCUGGAGUUUUGUAAAAAAUAAAAGGCGCAACGAAAUUACUGCAUGUAAUGGCGCGGAAAUAAGUAACCUCUUCGCGUCAUUCUUCAGAAGCGUAUACAAAGAACCUGAGGGUGUUACACACCAAGAAUGUGAUCAUCCAGAUGUCGACAUGGUGGAAUUUGAAGUAUGCUUCAAUGAUGUAUUUCGUCAGCUAACUCUUUUAAAUAUCAACAAAGGCGCUGGACCUGAUCAUAUACCAAACAUCUUUUUGAGAAACUGUGCUGUGAGCCAAUCACACAUAUCUUCAGCAAAUCGCUUCAAACAGGUAAUUUUCCCUCGACGUGGAAGUUAUCAUACAUAA